AUGAGCUCGCAAAAGUUCCAGUAUGCUGAGCUCCCUACAUAUACGUAUCACUCCUUCGAAAAGCAAUACCAGACUUUCGAUCGGAGCACGUUGAAAUUUUCAUUCUAUCCCGUCGUCUCGAAAGCUAGUGGUCUGACGGGGGGCAAGGUCCAGGACAACAAAGAGCCUAGUGCUAUCGAACCACCGAAAGAAUCAACCCCUGCUGCUGAAGUCAAAGCAGAAGAGCCCUCGAGCUCUCCGGAUGAAAGCUCAUCGACGCCCGAGCCUGCAGAAUCCUCCAAGGCAACGACGCCCCCAGCAGAUGGCCAACCUGCUGAAGCCGCCAAUGCAUCAGGCGAAGAUGCAAAAGUGGAGAUUCGGGACGCAGCUGGCGCCGAUGAAGCUGUUCCGAACGCAGAGAGCGACGGCGCCCCAGAUGAAGCCGCUCCAGAGCCUCCUGCGGAGGACGUCGCAGAGCCCGAAAAGGCGGAUGAAAGCUCAGCCCCAGCAGAAGACGAUAAUGCGACGAAGCCCAGCGACGAGGGUGGAAGCAAUGACGAAGAUUUUCCACCAGUUGACCCUGAGGCUGGACAUGAUGGAGUAGAAUCGGAGAAAGAAGAAGCUGCCAAGCAAGCCGCGAAAGAUGCCGAGGAAGCUCUAUCUCAAGGAGAUGAUGAGAAUAAAGAUACUCCAGCCGAGACUACUCCAGCUGAAGAUACUCCAUCCGAUGAUGCUCCAGCCGAACCUGCCCCGGCUGAAGCUGUCCCAGCUGAGGACGCUCCAGCUGAAGGCGCCCCAAGCGAAAGCAAGGUAGAAGAGCCUGCGGCUGCGGAAGAACCUCCCGCUGAAAAGCCCCCUGCCGAGAAGUCAGAAGAUUCAGGAGAAAAUGCUGCCCCGGCCGACGAACCGGCCGCAACAGAAGCUCCUCAAGCCCCGGAGGCCGAAGCUGAGGCUGAAACGGUCGCUCCAACUGAAACGCCAGAAGCCGACAUCAAAGUGGAUGAACAGCCUCCUGCUGAGUCAAAUCCUGCUCCAGAAGAGUCAGUGGAGGAGUCAACGUCGCAGUCACCUAAGAACGGUAAGAAGAACGCCAAGAAGAAGGAGAAAAAGAAGAAGAACAAAGCUGGCAAAGUAGCUGGGCCGGAAGAGAAACCGGCACCUGCUGCAGAUCCACCAUCUGAGCCUGCAGCCAAGCCUGAACUUGAGCCCGAGGCCGACAAGCCAGCUUCCGAUGACCCUCCAGCCGCGGAGGAAACUGCCGAGCCAGCAUCUGAACCAGUUGCUGAAACGGACAAGAAGGCUGUCGAGGCCGAAGCCAAGUCAGAUGAUGCUGCGGUGGACUCCACUGAAAGCUCUGCGGCGGUCGAUCCUAAUACCACCGAGCCCGCAGCAGAAGCAGAGACGACAUCAUUAGAGCCUGCCAAGGAAUUAGAAACCCCACCAACAGAAGAGCCUGCUGUGCCUGAAGGCUUGCAGGAUGAUACGCCGGGCACUGCAGCACCUUCCGAGCCGGCAAAGGAAGAAACCACAGAGGAAUCGGCCGCAAUACAACCAGAAGCCGAGGCCAGCUCUGAGCCUGAUCCUAGGCCCAAGCCCACAGAAGAUACACCUGGAGAAGCGACAAAGGAAGAACCACCCGCGGACGAAGCAGCCGCUGAACCCCCUGCUGAAGAUCCGGCGCAUGAAGCAACUGCGAGUGAAGCACCUAUAGUUGAAACGUCCGCCCCAGAGCCAGCUACAGAGGAGCCAGUCGGCGAUUCUGCAAGUGUAGAAGUUGCCGAAACUCAAGCUGCGGAACCCGUUGAUGAGUCCGUCGCCGAGAAUCCAGCCGAAGAGGCUCCAGUCGAGACUGCUCCGGCAGAAGAACCGUCUACCGCCGAAGAGCCACCUGCUCCCCAAGAGGCUUCUGGUGUCGAUGAGGUCCUCACUGUUGAAGAACCGCCUGCUGCUGAAGAACCCGCUGUUCAGGAGGAGCCUUCUACCGAAGAGGAACCCGUGGCUGAAGAGAUGCCCAGUGAAACUCCGGAAACUGAAACGUCUUCUGACGAGCUCCCUGCUGCUGAAGAAGCUUCGGUUGAGCAAUCCGUGCCUGAUGAACCUACCUCCGAUCCCCCUGAAGAACCUUCUGCUGAAGUUCCAGCUGAGGAGUCAUCGACCAAGGAGGUAGCUGUCGAAGAGCCACCAGCGGAUGAACCGAGCCCCGAAAAUCCUCCCAAUCCCGAGGAGACUGCCGCUGAGGCUGUCCCAGCUGAAGAAACGGUGGCUGAGCUAUCCACUGAGGAGCCUGUUGCUGAACAUCCUGUUCUGGAAGAACCAAUUGCGGAUGUUCCGGAGCCUCAGGCAGAGGCGCCCGGAGCAGCUCAGGAAGAACCAGCACCGGUUGAAGAACCAGCACCAGUAGAGGAACAAAUUGAACCUCCUACAGACGAACCGGAGCCCUCUGCUCCUUCUCCUGUGCCAACGGAGGCUGCUGAAAGUGCACCACAAGAAGAGGUUGCUCCAGCACCGGCUCCUGCAGAGGAAGCUCCACCUGAACCAGAACCGGCUGAAGAGGCUCCUAUUGUCGAGUCUGCUCACCCCGAUGAGGUUGUUCCUGAAGCUACGGAGGCUCCUGCUUCUGAGCCAGCUCCUGCGGACCCUUCUCCUGCUGAGCCAGCCGCAGAAGAGCCUACGCCCGGGGAUGCCCCUGCCCCUGAGGUUUCAGUGGCUGAAGAGGCUCCAGUUGAACCGACUCCUGAACUGGCCCCCGCGGAAGAGCCAGUUGAGGAGAUUGUGCCGGAGUCAGAACAGACGAAAGAGUUGCCGGCAGAAGAGGCGCCUGCUGAGCCCGAGCCUGUGCCGACCUCUGCAGCCACCGAGCCGCUAGUGGAACCACCUGUUGAGGAGUCCCUUCAAGAACCAAGCGAAGCCACUGCUGGUCCAGCAGCUCCUGCCGAGGAAGCCACGCCAGAAGACGGUCCUCCUGUAGAGACCGUGCCAGAGGAGGCUGAAGAAGUCCCGUUUGCAGAAGCAUCAGAGCUGCCAGUCGGAGAUUCAGCAGCCAGGCACAAUUCUCGUCGGCGCAAGAAGCGUCCGAUGAACGAACGUGAGCGACGAAACUCCAAAACUUCCUCGGAAGGGCAGAAGAAGGAGCAGCUUAAGCGUCAGAAGAGCGAGCGCGGUUUGUUUACCAACCGUUGGGCAAAGGCUCUCGAAGAAGCCCGCAAACAACACGAGGGGAAGAAGAGGGCUGAAGCAAAGCAGCAGGCCAUAGCGGAAGACAAGGAGCGCAGCGGGGUUGCCCCAUCGGAAAAGUCUGUCAAGUCCAAGAGUUCCUCCUCAAAGGAGAAGCUUGAGGUCUCAAAGGAGAAAGAACAGCCAGUUGUUGCUGUUGAAGUGGAGCCUAAACCGAAGACCAAGCGUCGCUCGUCCGAAGCAGAGCAAAGCAAAUCGGUCAAGACUUCCUCGUCCUCGAAGCAGGCAUCGACCUCUGCGCCUAAGCCCCGGGCCUUCUUGCGAUACAUGAGCAAUGCUCCUGCGACCAACACCAAUGGACUCAUCGUGCGACCCAAUGGAACUUCCAAGUCUGCAGCCCCAGCAGCUGACAACUCCCGCCGGGCCUCCACGAGUCAAAGCCACAGCAGUGCCAACCAAGAGCGUUCUUCAAACGAGGAGAAGCGGUCGAGUGGACAGUCUGAGAAACCUCACUCCCGACGCGAGGACGACCCUGCUCGUCAGGAGCGGAAGAGUCGACGACGCAGCUCCGUUGAAGCCGAGGUCAGCAAGCCCCGAGAUCGAGAAAAGAAAUCCGAGGGCUCUCGUCGCCCACACCAGAGCAGCAAGGACAAGGAGGUUCGUGCUCAUCGCCGGCAUAAGCGUGAUGAAUCUCCCCCUCGAGAGCAGUCUAAGCUGAAGGGUUUCUUGAGAGCUAUCGCCGCCCAUUAA
This is a messenger RNA of Penicillium daleae, 3903 nucleotides long. Its product is annotated as PE repeat family protein. The transcript has 3 exons. Bases 1 to 3903 code for a protein of 1300 amino acids. Lineage: Eukaryota; Fungi; Ascomycota; Eurotiomycetes; Eurotiales; Aspergillaceae. The record is from RefSeq and is a predicted model, not a curated record.